AUGUCUUCUCCACUACAAACUCAUCAGAGUCUUCGACGUGAGCAAACUCAAGGAGGCGAAUCUACGAGCCCUGUCUCAGCAGAAGCCAACCACAAUACAGCUCUCGAGCGAAAUGAUAAGCAGCACUAUAUUGGCGAAGCAACGGAAUCAGUACAUGAUGUCUCGCGUUCGACUUCACACGAUCAAGUUGCUUCGUCCAUAGGAGAAGACGAUACACGGGAUCUUGAAGCGAGUAUCGCAGAACCGCCUUACACUAUAUUCACGUCGAGUCAAAAGAGAUUCAUCGUCUUAUUGACAGCUUGUGCGGGCUUCUUUUCUGCCGUCUCGGCAAAUAUCUAUUUUCCUGCUUUGAAUUCUCUCACGAAAGACUUCAAUGUCUCCUCCACGCAAAUCAACCUGACUUUGACGACAUAUAUGAUCUUUCAAGGUAUAGCGCCUACUAUCAUGGGAGAUUUGGCGGACAUGGCUGGUAGACGACCGGCAUACUUUGUGUGCUUUGUCAUCUACAUCGGUGCUUGCAUAGGCAUUGCACUAUGUCAAGACUAUGCCUCGCUACUCAUCCUGAGAUGUCUGCAAGCCACCGGCUGUGCUGCAACAAUUGCUCUGGGAAGUGGUGUUGUGGCCGAUAUCGCAACGAGUGCUGAAAGGGGAACGUUCAUGGGCUAUGUCACAUCCGGUCCCAUGGUCGCCCCUGCUUUAGGUCCAGUUCUUGGCGGCAUUCUGGCACAAUUUCUAGGUUGGCGAUCCAUCUUUUGGUUUCUGGUCAUCCUCAGUGCCUGCUACCUUGUACCGUUCCUCAUCGCGUUUCCGGAAACUGGUCGCAAUGUGGUUGGAAAUGGAUCAAUCAAGCCUCAGAGCUGGAAUCGAUCGCUCAUAAACUACCUCCACGAGAGAAAGGUUGCUAAAGCACCAGCCUUGACACGCACGGUAACUCGUGAGAGCAUCCGUCUCGAGGAAGCCCGGCUGGCUAAGGCACGCAAACUGCGCAUUCCCAACCCGCUCAAGACACUCAAGAUAGUCUUCGAGAAGGAUACUGGACUUUUGUUGCUGUACAACUCCUUGGUGUAUACAGCCUUCUACGAUGUGACGGCGAGCAUGCCAUAUCUUUUCGGCAUGAUCUACAACUACAAUGACCUCCAAAUAGGUCUUUGUUUCAUUCCAUUUGGCAUAGGCUGCUUGAUCGCUCCAAUUCUGGGAGGGAGAGCUCUUGAUUGGAACUUCCGCCGUCUAGCCCUCAAGCACGGUUUCCCAGUCGAUAAGAAGCGAGCAACUGAUCUCAAGGACUUUCCCCUAGAGAAGGCUCGCAUUCAGGUUACGUGGCCGCUUGUUGUUGUCGGCGAUGCAGCCUUAUUGUGCUAUGGUUGGGUUAUGCACGUAGAGACCAACCUGGCUGCACCCUUGGUGUUGCUGUUCUUCAUCGGACUCUGCUUGACAGGAGCUUUCAACUGCAAUAGUGUCAUGCUGAUUGAUCUGUAUCCGCUGAGCCCCUCGACGGCGACAGCGGCAAAUAACCUCGUCCGCUGCUUUAUGGGUGCUGGUGGAACAGCCAUCAUUAUCAUCAUGAUUGAGAGUAUGGGCAGAGGAUGGUGUUUCACGUUCAUUGCAGCUGUAGUCAUGCUCUUCUCGCCCAUACUCUGGGUGCUUGAGAAAUACGGACAAGGGUGGAGGAAUGCAAGAACGCAAAGGCUAGAAGAAGAGCAGGCAAAGAAGCAGAAGGCCGAGCAAGAAGAAAAGGCCGAGGAGUUACACGCGUACGAAAGUCAUGCUGAGGGACGAGACAAGGUCUGA
Messenger RNA from Aureobasidium pullulans EXF-150, 1788 nucleotides. RefSeq names its product MFS general substrate transporter. The record is from RefSeq and is a predicted model, not a curated record. NCBI's taxonomy places the organism in Eukaryota, Fungi, Ascomycota, Dothideomycetes, Dothideales, Saccotheciaceae. The coding region runs from base 1 to 1788 and encodes 595 amino acids. Gene Ontology annotation, biological process: transmembrane transport. Gene Ontology annotation, molecular function: transmembrane transporter activity. The transcript has 2 exons.